Messenger RNA from Pogona vitticeps (central bearded dragon), 7061 nucleotides. The record is from RefSeq and is a predicted model, not a curated record. NCBI's taxonomy places the organism in Eukaryota, Metazoa, Chordata, Lepidosauria, Squamata, Agamidae.
GGUAUGGUGCUAAAGCCACUCCUUGAUGCUAGAGAGACUCCAGAAGGCUAGACUCUGGAAAUUCAACUUCCUUAUUCUCUGGCCUGUGCUCCUCUGUGGCAAGAUGCAGGUAACAUCGAAAGGUGCAAGCUUAAAUCCUAAUGCAAAAGUAUGGCAGGAAAACAUGCAAGGGAACUCAGAAGCUGUACCAGCAACUGAUGGCACCGAGCAGCCAUGGCAGGAGGCAGCAGCUGUGCCUGGAAAUUGUACAGAGGGUAACGAGGUUGCUGAUGACAAUGCCAAACAGUAUGAAGCAAUGUAUUCGUCUUGUGAACUGUCAAGAAACAGUUCAGGUAUUGAGGAAACAGCUGCUAAUGGGAUGGUUUUGGCACAUGAGGAACUUGGAUACCAACUCUAUGAUGUUUCAGGUGAAGGCAGCCCUGCCAUUUCUACAGAAGACAUGAAGGAAUGUUUAAAGAAACAACUAGAGUUCUGUUUCUCACGUGAAAAUCUAUCAAAGGAUCUUUACUUGAUGUCCCAAAUGGACAGUGAUCAGUUUAUUCCAAUAUGGACAAUCGCUAACAUGGAAGGAAUUAAGAAACUGACAACCAAUGUGGAUCUUAUUGUAGAAGUGCUGAGAUCUUCCCCUAUAGUCCAAGUGGAUGAGAGAGGAGAAAAAGUUAGGCCAAACCAUAAGCGAUGCAUUAUUAUUCUCCGUGAGAUCCCUGAAACAACUCCUGUAGAGGAAGUAAAGGCACUGUUUAAAAAUGAAAGCUGCCCCAAAGUGAUAAGUUGUGAAUUUGCUCACAAUAACAACUGGUACAUUACAUUCCAGUCAGAUACUGAUGCACAGCAGGCUUUUAAAUACUUGCGAGAAGAAGUGAAAACCUUUCAGGGCAAGCCUAUAAUGGCCAGGAUAAAAGCCAUCAACACAUUUUUUGCAAAGAAUGGUUACCGUGUGGCUGAUUCCAGUGUAUAUGUUCAGCCCGUUCAGACUCAAGCACAGUUUGCCUCACCACUGUUUAUGCAGCCUGUAUAUAGUCCUCAGCAGUACUCCAUCUACAGUAUUGUGCCUCAGACAUGGUCUCCAAACCCUGCACCUUACUUUGAAACGCCACUGGUAUUAUUUCCUAAUGGUGGAUUUCUUGGUUCUUAAUGGGUUUAUGGGUUCAGAGAAUAGGACUUUUUGAGCCUAUACAUGGGUGCACGUAGAUAUGCUAUUGGCAGAAUUUCUGUAUCUUUCCAUUUCCAUUUAUCUUUCAGUGUGAAGCCUCACUUUCGGUUGUCAAGCAGCUCUGAACAUUCAACAGAAGUGACAUCCGCCGUCAGUGCUGUGUCAGUAGGGGAUGGGCAGUUGCAAAGAGCCAACUCAAGGAACUUUCAAUCAGAAAGGCAAGGAAAUACACUAUCUGGACAUCAGGAACAAAGCUAUUUACUGAAGGAUUCUCCCGUCACUCAGCUAGAACAAAAUGGGGAUUAUGGUGUGGGCAGGGGAAGGAGGAAUGUUUUUAGAGGUCGGAGAAGACGGGAAGAUGACAGACUUUCUCGACCUCAGCCUUCAGUUGAAACAAAGACUUUGACACCAAAGUUUGAUUUACUAGCCUCGAAUUUCCCUCCAUUGCCUGGUACUGCACUAAAAAUACCAGGAGACCCUGUCCUUGAGAGUAGGAUGUCAGAUGUCGUCAAAGGAAUAAGCAAAGAAAAGGAAAACAAAGAAUUAAAAGUCAGUUGUCUAACAUCUACUCAGGAAGAGCAGGAUCACAAUUCUGUUCAGCCUGUUGUGAGUGCCAGUUCUCCCUGUGGGAUUGAUGUUCCUGGAUUAAGUGCCACUCAGCCAGAUAAGAAGGUAGAAGAGGUCCAUGUGCAGAAAGAGGUCGCAAGCCAGACUUCUCCUCCUUCAUCUUCUGUAUGCCCCCUCAGUACUGUAAAGUCACCUAGGACGAACACCACUUCAACCACAGCCAGUGUAAACACAGCAAAUACUUUGACGAUACAGGAACCCAGGAAGCUUAGCUAUGCUGAAGUCUGCCAGAAACCUCCAAAAGAACUAGCUCCUGUUCCUGUUCAGCCGCUUCGGGAGCUCCGUACCAAUGUAACUUCCCCUGCCAAAAUGGAAGAAAAUGGCACCCAUGAGAAGACUGGGGAGAAGACACAUGAAAAACCUGAGGGACGAGUGAAGGACUUUGCUGUCUUCAGAGGCAGUGGGCCUCCUAAGGGAGCUGCAGAAAAUCAGGGAACAGAGGCGCCAGUGUGGACGCAGGUCUUCUCCUCAGGGAGCGCCUCGGCGUGUGGGCAAGGAGCAGUAUGUGCCACCACGAUCACCAAAGGAAAACUGAUAGAACUUUUUAUUUAAUGAUAACUGAGGACUAAAGAGUGUAGAAGAGAAGCUGACCAGCUGUGAAAAAUAAUAAAUAUGGGAAAAGGGGACACAUAAUUCAAGAGCACAGGGUUUGCAAUGUGAGAGAGAGCUUGGAGAUUUCCCAGUAUUCAUCUCAAAGUGAUAUAAAAUGCUGGAGGAAUUGAAUCAAUAUAAAUAUGAUAAAGAUUAUAAUUUUUGUAACUUUUUUUGUUUUUAAUUUGCAGCGGGUUUCCUGCCUGAACUAGAUUUAUUGCUUUAUGAAUUAGCUUGUUGAAUAUGAGGAACAAACACACAUAUUAGCGUAUUCCUCAAUGUGAAGAGGGGGCAAAAUAAUAUUUUUUUUUGAAAAAAAAAUUCUGUAAAGGUUAUAAAUUACUUUUUUAAAAUCUAUUUAAAUGUAUGGCUUGUAAGAUGAUGUGUAUGCCAUUAAUGGCCUUGCAUUACAAAUCAGCCCCAGAACUGACAUGCUUGGUCAGUAUGAGUGAGUGUAGCCACAUACUUGUUAAGUCAUGAUUUAGUCACUGAUGAUAACUGAAUGUACUACUGUAGUAUUUUGUGUUUUGGAGAUUUAGUCUUUGACCUUACUAAUGUUGGUCAGCUUUUAAAAUCUGUAUGAUUUUUACUUUAGAGUAUACAAACAGCAAGAUUAGUAAGCAAGAAAUAGUGGGCAAUGUUUUAAUUUGUUCUAGCUCUUCCUCCUAAUUAUUUUAUUUUCCCGUUCUGCUUUAGUAUUUCUCUAAUCUUUAUUACAGAAUAAUUAAUAUUUCCCUGGAAUUGUAUUCUAGAACUGAUGCAAGAAAGAUACACAAGAACUGAAAACAUUUAUUUUGGCAUCACAUUUAAUGGACUUGUAGCUUUCCAGUGUGCUUAAUUCUUUAGAAGGGAAGCAAGUCCAUUUGAGAUCUGACUUUAAUAAAUAAAUUGGUCUCUUUAUGGUGGACUUGCACUGAUGUAUCAAAAGCUUUUUCUGUUCAAAGGUACUUCAUACUAUACUGAUGCUUGGUAUUUUUUAGUGGGAAAGCCUUUUUUUAACAAUCAAUUUGAUAACUAGGUUUUCCCCAGUUAUUAGAGAUGAUAGCCAUGGAAGUUUUUAAGGUAUUCUAGAGAAUAUUGGAAACAAGUCCAGCAUACUGUUAUGUCUAGUCAGUAAGAAAAGAAAUAGGAAAAUUACAAUAUGCUAAUCUGCCAAAAUCUGCAUGCUAGAGUUGAAAAUUCUGUAUUAAAGUGCUAGGGGAAAAUACACUGCAGCUACAAAGUACACCUGUUUCUUCAGUUAAUAGCAAGUAUACAGAUCUAAAGUUGUUAGUUGUGAACACUGGAAAACUCGAUUACAAGAUACAACCACACAUCUUAGUUUGUAUAUGCUAGUGGUAACUUUAAAAUGUCAGUGGCAGAUAAAUAAUUAACUGUGAAAAUGUUCAUCUUCUGAUUUUCUUAGCCAGUUAACCCUUGGCAGUUUCUUACUCAGUAGACAUUCUCCAUCAAUGGCUUUGAGGACACUCAUAUCUAUUUUUAUAAGUAUAUAUAUACAUACAUACAUAUAUAUAUAUAUAUAAAGUCAGAUUUGUCAUUUCUCUAACUUAUUAUUCAGCUUGGCAAUCACUUUUUUGAUUUGAUUGAGAAAUGUAUGUGUACUUAUGCAGUUGAUAUUCUUUUUCUACGCAUGUUAUUAAUCAUUACUCAUUUUAAACUAACUGUACUGGGUUUGGCAGUCUUUAAAUUUACACAAAUCAUUGAUCACGUCUGUUAGCACACAUACACACAAACCCGUGUUGGUUUACUUAUAAUACAUGAGCCACAAAAGGUGAAAAUAUUUGAAAUUUUAGGAUCUCUGCAAAAUGUAUCAAAGGCUAGUUCAAAAACAUUUCAAAAGAAAAAAAUCUGCUGCACUUGGAGUGGAAAAAUAGUUGAACUGCUACAGUUAUAUUUAGGGUAGACAUGCACUGUGUCAUUGCAAACUAAAUUUGUAUUUGAAUCCAUAAUAGUUGUUCAGAGGUUUUUUUUUAAAAGGACAUUUGGUGGUUGUUUGGAAAUAAUGUAUGUCCAUGGGAAGAGGCUAGCGAAAAAAAAGUUACUUGACAGUGCGAAUGUGUGAGAUCUAACCCUGUCUGUAUGUUCCAUGUUUGGGUAGAGUCUAGUAUUCAAAAGCAGAUCACCUUUAUAUGUGACUAUUAUCUUUAUCAGAUGUUGAAACCAAUAUAGCUCUCAAUUGUGAGAUAAAAAACUUGACCAUUUGAAAGGAUGUUGUUAUACAUCCUGUAUGUAUGUUUGGGAAUGUGUGCUUUUUCACAGUGGGUUUAUAGCUCUUGUGCAAUUUAUGUGUAAGUGUGCAAAUAACUUCUUCCGAUAUAAAAUUACUAGCCUAGAAGGGCUGACUGUAGCCUAAAUAUUUUAUAACUUUCUCUUCACUUAACAUUGCAUCAUCUUCUCCCCUAUCCUCCUGUAUGUGUCCAAACCUCUAGGUUUACAGGGAUUAACAAAGCAAGUAUGACUGCAGAAAAGAGGAGAACAGUGUUGUAUGUUAAUUUCUGUAAUUAUUCUGUUAACUUCUGCAAAAUCAGAAACAUAUCUGGGCUAGCUGUUGGUCUUGUUCAUUCAUAGGCAGUGUCUCCAUCAAUCAGUCUUCCCAUUUUCCUUUGAAAACAAGAGUGAUAUCUUGAGGAUUAGAUGCACUGUCAGGACAGUUCCAGUGUUUUAUUGUGAGAAUGUGCAAUGUGGUAGUUCUUGUUUUCUGCAUAGUUUCACAGUAAAAUGUUAAUAGGCAAAUCAUCAUUCUUAGGGCUGAUGGAAGGUUGAGGCAUUGAACAACUUACACAUGAUUUUCCAUGAAUGUACAAAUAUACACCAGUAUAACUUGUACUGGUAAAUAUACCAAAACAAGUAUUUUCAUUAUAAAUCUUGGUUCAGUACAGAUGAAGCUGAUGCUUGUAUUUCAUUCUCAGCAUAACAACACUGAAACUAAAUGAAGCAUGAAAUCUUUUACUUUUCUAACUUACGUUGCUGGAUGCACAUGCCUCUUACUUUCGAACAUUAUGUUUUCUUUUUAAUAACCCUAAGGUCAUAAAGACUAUAAGAAGCUGUCUAUAGCCUGAAUUCUCAGUGGCUGGUGAACUUACAAGGGUGUUUCUUUAAUAGCUGGAAAUGUUUUUCUCCAUUUCUAUAUUCUUACUUAAUAGCUCUAGGCCACAUGAUUGUACUUCUGUUUUGGAAGGAAAGAAAGGGGGAGAUUGUUUGCAUGGAACUUGCUUUCCUGCUUGUUUUCCUUCUCUAUGUUUUUUUUAAAAUUAGCUUGGCAGAGUGAUGUAGUUUUAGCAGUAGGUUAAAAUAAAUCCACCUUAUUUACCAGAAGAAAACUAAGAUGAAAGAGGGGCAGAUCAGUAGCAGUUAAGUGACUUAAGCAAUGCUUUACUGUAGUUUAAAUAGGUAUGGCCUUACUACUACAUCAGUAUCAGCUAAAUGUCUGAAUAUAUCCACUCUUUUUACUGUUACCCAAGUGAAUGUUCACGUGGGGAAAAAUACCUGCUACAUGUGUACAGAUUAUUUUAAAUUUAUAAAAUGCAGCAUUGUAUACAGACAAAAUGCAACAGAAAUGCACUUCGGGUUUGGGGUUGCUUAAACUUUUGUAAAUUGUUGAUUACAACAAAAUAUGCAAUAGGUUUUUUCUUUUAACUUUUGAUAUUUCCUUCUGAAACAUAAGAUUGUUACCACCAAUCUUUAACAAUCUAUCAUGCUCUUAUGUGUGUGUGAGUGAUGGAAGCUGAGAGAAUGAGCAGGUGUUGGUAUUACAUGUGGGUUUUCUGUGGGGUGGUAUAUCUGAACCACCCCUUCCCCCCCUUUUUUUUCUCUCUGAUUGAAAGUUGGGUCUUCAGCACUGGACUCUGGAAGAGAUCAAAUUGGUUGUAUUAAUGUAGUAUUAGGAAAUUUAAAAUGGGAGCUAAUCAGUCUUCAUACUAAUCUGUAACAAUGUCUACUAUUUUAUUUAAUAUGUUGAGAUCUUUAAAAAAGAUUGGCAUGCAUAAAAUUUCCCCCAAAAUAUGUUCAAAAUAUAAGUGGUUAGUACACAAAUGGCAUCUGGUUUUACAAAUCAAGCUACUCCGCUAUGUCUUCUCCCAGAAACGUUUGGCUUCAGCAUUUAUAGGCUUCAAAAUGACAGGGCUCCAGUUCAAUGAUACAUGUAACAGCUAUAUAGCUUCUCUACUUUGCCAGUUUGAUUUAUUCCUGUUGUCACAGCUGUCUAAAAAUAACAAAUUGUAUAAAAUUGGUUCAUGCUUAACUGUUCAAAUUAUACAUGUAUUUGUGUUUGUUUUUGACAUUGCCAAGGUGCUAUGGGAAAUUGAAAUAACAAUUAGAAGGAAAUAAUAAAAGCCACCUUUAAAAAAGACAUACUGUAUUUGUCCACAUUCAAUAUGACUUGGUCUAUCAAACAGAUGGUAGGGGAAAACCUGUUCAGAUCACCAGUUGAUCAAAGUUGUGGGCACAUGGAUAGGAAGUGUUUUUUUCAGAUUCAUUGUUAAGGCUCCUAAUUGUCAUAAAGGCAAGACAUUUCCUUUGUUUGAAUGUUGGUUCCCAUUUCGGACAAAAAAACCUAAGCAAUUAGUCACAAAGGAAAUCUUAACUAUAAAUGUCUGAACAGCUUCCAGAAGCCCAGGAGUGGCACACACCCUUCCAUGGACCCUUCAGAUGAUCCCAUUGCCCACAUUUCCUUACAAAAAUUGGCUUUUUU